Messenger RNA from Lotus japonicus, 710 nucleotides. Its product is annotated as heavy metal-associated isoprenylated plant protein 26-like. Gene Ontology annotation, molecular function: metal ion binding. Lineage: Eukaryota; Viridiplantae; Streptophyta; Magnoliopsida; Fabales; Fabaceae. The record is from RefSeq and is a predicted model, not a curated record. The transcript has 2 exons. Bases 91 to 552 code for a protein of 153 amino acids.
AAACCAAAGCAUAGAAUUAGAAUCUCUCACAGUUCUUUGUUCAGUAGUGUUCAGUUACUGCUAGAAAUUAUACUACUUAGAUUUACAAAAAUGGGUGCUCUUGAUCACAUCUCUGAUCUCUUUGACUGCUCCAGCGGAAGUUCACACAAAAAACGCAAACAAUUGCAGACGGUGGAGGUGAAAGUGAAGAUGGACUGCGACGGAUGCGAGAGGAAGGUGAGGAAGGCGGUGGAGGGUAUGAAAGGAGUGAACUCGGUGGAUAUUGAGCGCAAGGCCAGCAAGGUCACCGUUACUGGGUAUGUGGAACCCAACAAGGUUGUGUCCCGCAUCGCUCACCACACUGGGAAAAAGGCAGAGAUCUGGCCCUAUGUUCCAUACGACGUCGUUGCUCACCCCUAUGCCCCUGGUGUGUAUGAUAAGAGAGCACCUUCUGGUUAUGUCAGAGACGCUGAGCAAACUCAGUAUUCCCAGCUCACACGUGCCAGCUCCACGGAGGUCCGGUACACCACCGCUUUCAGCGACGAAAACCCCACCGCCUGUGUCGUCAUGUGAAUGUGAAUUUGUAAUUAAACCAAACUAUAUAGUACUAGUUAUGAUAUGAUUAUGAAUGAAUAGGAGGAAUGCUUGCUUGCCUAGUAGCUAGCUUUUUGCUUUCUUCCUUCCCUGUAAGUCUGUAACAUUAAAUCAAAUUGGGCAGAUUAGAUUUCUCA